AUGAUAACAUACGGUAAGUAUAUUUUUCAUAAAAAGUUUUAAUAAAUGCUGUAUUUUGUAUUGCUGUUGACUUUAUACCUCGAUAAAACCCAACGCGCAGUAUAAAGCAUAAAUUAUUAAGUUGUAAAAGAAAAUAAAGAGUGAUUUUUUUCAUUUGCGUUAAUUUAUAAUAGAAAUUUAUAAUAAUGUAAUUCGUUUAAUUCGUAAGCACAUUUUUGAAAAAAAACUUUCUAGUUGAUAAAUUUAAAUUAAAUAUUAUAUGGAUUACUUAACUGAUUUGCAUUAUUCUAUAAACAAAAUCCGUUAAAUUUAUUGAAAAUUUUAAUAAAAAUGGAUCACUUAUUUUUUUGAUUAUAUUAAAUUAAUAUUUGUAAGAUACUGAUUCAAAUUAGAGCUUUAAUUAAUAUUUGUACUAUAAACAUUGAAUAGUAUGUUUUAAGAAACACAACCGUAUCUAAAAGAAAUAGUAACAGUGCAAAUGUGUUUUAGCUGGUCUUUGAAAUACAUUGUCAAUGGAAUAACGUAAAAUCAUAUUUUCUGGACAGCGCUUGUGAAAUGCAAUAUGUCUACCUCUCAGGAAAAGAGUCUCUUAAUUAAUAACAUUUUGAAUUCCUUAUAUAAAAUUGUUGACUAUAUCAAAAUUUCUUUUUAAUUUAGUGAUUUUCGCGAAUUAUUUGAUAUGUAAAAUGAGUUUUUGCGUGAAAAAAACAGGUGGUAGGAUGUGGCAUGAAGCACGGAAACAGGAAAAGAAAAUUCGUGGAAUGUUGGUAGAUUAUCGUCGUAGAGCUGAACGUCGACGAGAUUAUUAUGAAAAAAUUGAUGCCUUGGCAAGGAAAUGAAGACAAUCUUAUUGACCGAUUUGAUGUUCGCGCUCAUCUUGAUUGGAUACCAGAAGCACCAGAUUCUAUUGAUGUAGAUAUUGCUCUCACUAGUGAAGACAGACAUAUCAAUUAUGAACGUUAUCGUAUUAUUGUUCAAAACGAAUUUUUAGGAGUCUUCAAUGUAGUAACGGAAGAAAAAUUUUUACACCAAAUACAUUUGGAAGAACAAUUUGGUUCAUCAACAAAGUUAGAUUCUGCUAGGGAUAAGAAGAAAUCUUGUAAUAAUGUUGCAAUUGGAUAUAAUUAUGAAACAGAAGAACCAAUACCUGAAACAGUAAAAUCAUUGGAUACUGUUAUAUCCGAUGAAAAAGCAGAUGAUGAAGAUAGUGAUAUAGAUCUAGACAUUUGUGUAGAUGUAUCUCAAAUAGAACCAUCACAAGCACAUGAAAUGAAUUUAGUAGCUCAGAAAUAUGGACUUUUAGGUGCUGAUUAUUUCAGUUUUUUGACACAAGAUUUUGAAGAAGCUGAAACAUUAAGACAAGCACGUAAACAAGAAGAAGAGAAAGCUAUGUAUUCGUUAUGCAGCAAGAGAAAGUCCUGAAUAUAAUCCCUAUAGAAAAUCUUCAUCCAAAUCUCGUUCAAGAUCUGUUUCUCCUGUAAACACUGGACAAAUAACUUAUAUUACAAGUUUUGGUGGGGAAGAAGAGACUCAUGGAUGUUCAUCUCAUGUCACUUCUUCCAAUUCAAGAAAAGUCAAUUAUUCUCAUUUUAGACAAGGUCGGACAGCCCAACACUUAAUGAACGAACAAUUAAUAGAAAACUUUCAAAAUCCCGAUCUAGGAGUUGCUCUCGAUCUGUUAAUAAAUCUAAAUCAUACAGAAACCAUGAUAGAAAACGUAGUACAUCCAGGACCAAAUCAAGAAGAACUCGUUCGAGACAUAGAAAAAUCACAAGAUCAAGAACAAGAAGUCAUUCAAGGCGAUCACGAACUCGAAGUGAAUCUAGAUCUCGAUAUAGAAGUUUUACUAGAUCUCGUUCACGUACUAUUUCAAGGUCAAAAACAAGAUCUAGAUCUCGAUCGCGUCCAAAAAGAUCUAAAAGUUCAUCUUCAAGUAGUAUAUCCAGAUCAAAAUCAAGAUCGAGAUCAAGAUCUAAAUCACAUAAUAGAAGUCAUUCGAGAGAUAGUUAUCGUCGAAGACAUUAUUCUCCAUCGAAGUCAGUAUCUAAAUCUCGAUCCAGAACUAAAUCUCAAUCUAGAUCAAGAUCAAGAAGCCAGUCUAGAUGCAAACGAUCUCGUAGUAUCGAAAAUAAAAUAUUAUGGCCGACGUGGAAAAUCAUCAAGUUUGGAAUUAGAAUUAUCAGAUAAUGAAGAAAAAGUUUCUCAGGCAACACCAAAACCAACGGUUACUAAUACCACGAACAUAUAAAGCUGAUAAGAAAGCCGAACAACUUAGAAUCGAGAAGAUGGAACAGCAAAGGCAAGAUAGAGAAGAUGAAAUUCGAGAAAUGUCUUUGAAGUUACGUAGAAAACAAAGGGAACGAAGACAUCGUUAUGAAGGUCAUAGUUCUGAUUCACAUUCCUCCGUAUCACGUACACCAAGCCCUGGUCGUAGUCCACGAAUUGUUCGUCGAGAAAGAAAAGAUAGAGACAUAAGAGAUUUCGAAAACGAUCGUGAGCGAGAAAGAGAUAGAGAACGAGAGAGACGUGACGGUCGAGAAAAAUUUAGAAGUGACUCUCGUAGAAGAUACAGAGAUUCUCCACUUCGUUCUUUAAGUCCAAGAAAUAGCCGAGGCCUAGUUGAUUAUUGACAAGAAACCAUGUGGUUAAUCUUCCAUUUGAUGGACUUAAAAUUUUAUUAGAUACUUCCUGUAUUGCAUUCCUUUCGUAAAAUGCUUCAAAUGCUUUAAGAAAUGCGAUAAAGAAGAAUAUAAAAUGUAUGAUUAUAAUUUACAAAUAUCCUUUAACCAUUAAUUAAGAUUGUUUAAUCUUAUAUUACAAAAAUAAAUGCAGUUGUUUAUUUACAUUUUAUCAUUAUUAUUCGAUAUAAAAUUUAUUUUAUAAUUAUAUAUGAUUAUCUAAUUCUAAAUAAGAUUAAGUAGCAAUUUCAAU
This is a messenger RNA of Heterotrigona itama, 2931 nucleotides long. Lineage: Eukaryota; Metazoa; Arthropoda; Insecta; Hymenoptera; Apidae. The record is from the annotation of a GenBank genome assembly.